This is a messenger RNA of Ichthyophthirius multifiliis, 1680 nucleotides long. RefSeq lists its product as hypothetical. Gene Ontology annotation, cellular component: cytoplasm; COPI vesicle coat. Gene Ontology annotation, biological process: endoplasmic reticulum to Golgi vesicle-mediated transport; intra-Golgi vesicle-mediated transport; intracellular protein transport. Lineage: Eukaryota; Ciliophora; Oligohymenophorea; Hymenostomatida. The record is from RefSeq and is a predicted model, not a curated record. The transcript has 3 exons.
AUGUCUUCUACAACUCCAGAACCCAGAUAUUGUACCAUAUAUCUCCGUCCCGAACAAUCCGAAUAACAAUCCGCUUAAGAAAUAAAAACUUUAUUACAAAGUAAGCAAAUCGAAGACAAGAUACGUGGUUUAAAACAUUUAAUAUACAAUAUAUCAAACGACGAUAACUUCGACCGAAUGACUAUGACUGUAAUAAACACUCUAACUCCUUUACAAACAGACAACCAUAACUUGAAAAAGAUUCUUCUUUUUUACUGGGAAGUAAUAGAGAAAUUAAAUAAAGAAGGUAAACUAAAAGACGAGAUGUUUUUAGUCUGUAAUUCAUUAAGAAGUGAUUUAUUACAUCCAAACGAGUAUUUAAGAGGCCGUACAUUAAGACUAGUAUCUCGAAUAAUGCACAAAGGAAUUUUAGAACCUUUAAUAUCUUCUAUAAUGGAAGGAUUAAAUCACAAACACACAUAUGUCCGAAAAAAUGCAAUAGUGGCCAUAUAUUAGAUUUUUUUGCAUUUCGGUGAUGAACUAAUUAGUGAUAUUGACUCUGAAAUGGAGAAAGUGCUAAAUAACGAAAACGAUUUAUCUACUAAAAGAAAUGCAUUUUUAUUACUUUUCCAUACUAAUUAAUAAAAAGCUAUGGAUUAUCUAUAUUAGUAAAUCCUAGAUGAUAGAGUUGAUGAUAUGGGAGAUAUUAUGUAACUCUCAGUUCUUGAAUUAUUCAGAAAAACUUGCAAAUAAGAUCCUACUUAAAAAUAAAGACUAAUGAAAGCUAUUCUUUACUUUUAAAAAUCAAAAAGUCCUUCAGUGUAAUUUGAAUGUGCAAAUACAUUAACUUAAUUAUCUAACUCGCCAAAUACACUAAAACUUGCAACUUCUAUAUAUGUGUAGAUUUUACUUAAUAAUACUGAAAAUAAUGUUAAAAUGGUUAUUUUGGAUAAGCUAAUGUCUAUUUUAGCGAUUGAACCAAAGUUUUUGGAAGAAUAACUUGUCGAUAUUACUAAAAUAUUGAACACUUAAUCAUUUUAAAUUAGAAAAAAAACAAUUGAAAUUAUACAAGUUUUAUUAAAUGCGAAAAAUAUUACAAUAAUUUUCCCUAAAAUUUCAAAGGAAGUUAAAAAAGCCUAAUAAGAGGAAAAUAAAGAGUAUAUAAAAUUAUUACUUGAUUUCGUUGAAUAUUCUGUAAACAAUUUCGAAUAAGUAGUUGAUGAAGCCAUGAAUUUAAUAAACGAAUAAUUUCUUACAAGUUCCAAAGCUUCAUAAAAAAAUCAAGACUAAAUCAAAAAUAUCCUAAAUUCUUUAAUUAUAAAUUACCCGCAAUGCCGUGAAAAAUUAAUAUCGAAGAUAUUGGAAAAAUUCUAUGAUAUAAAAAGUCUAUAUAUAUUUAAAGGAGUUCUUUGGAUUUUAGGUGAAUAUGCCACAGAAGAUAGUACAGAAUUAAGUUUAUAAGAAAUAAUUAGAUCAGUAGGUACUUUACCAAUAGAAUAUAUUGGUAAAACUACAGAAGAGGAGAAAAAUAAUAAAGAUAAUAAUAAUACAGUUAAUUAAGCAAAAGAGAGCACAACUACAUAAAAAAAAUAUAAAACAGUGAUUUUAGCUGAUGGUACUUAUGGUACUGAACUUUAGUUAAAUUUUGUUAAUUUUAUGCUCUUUAUUAAGACUUUAUACUAAAAAUUAAACUAUAUAUGA